Messenger RNA from Daucus carota subsp. sativus, 1665 nucleotides. RefSeq names its product probable protein phosphatase 2C 35. The transcript is spliced from 3 exons. Lineage: Eukaryota; Viridiplantae; Streptophyta; Magnoliopsida; Apiales; Apiaceae. Gene Ontology annotation, biological process: peptidyl-threonine dephosphorylation. Bases 361 to 1464 code for a protein of 367 amino acids. The record is from RefSeq and is a predicted model, not a curated record. Gene Ontology annotation, molecular function: protein serine/threonine phosphatase activity; cation binding.
CCGUGAUCAAUUUCUACUGUAAAAAAAUACAGAUCUUUUUGUUGGCCCCACCAACAAUCAACACAAAAUCAACCUCACCUUUAAUCAAAAUUUCAAGAAUAUUAAUAUUUGAUAUCAAAACAUAAAGUUAGUAUCUUUUGCUUAUUUCUUUGGGAUUUCUUCAAGAUUUCCCCGAAUUUCACGUCUCUAUUUCGAAUUUGAUCUUGAUCUUUUCUUGUUGAUGGGUUAUUCUUUUCUUGACACUUUCUUGAUUAAAAAUUCAAAAAUUUAGCCUUUUUUGAGCUUUUGGCUCUCGGGUUUUGUCAAUUGUGUGGCAAUCAUUGGGGAUUAAUUGCAAAAACCCAUUUGGUAACAGUCGCAAUGUUAAAAUCUUGGAGGGCCCGUUUCACCGUUUUCACCAAGAACUGCGUAUAUUGUUGUUGUAGCAGAUGUACAUCGAAUUCGGAUGGGCAUCCUUCGUCUUCUGAUGGGCGGGCUUCGGAUGAUAAGGACUCUCCAUAUCAUGGCCAAGGGAAACAUAUAAUUGUAGAUAGGUCUGUGGAGCCUGUUCCAGUGCCUUCCCAUAAUUUUGAGUUGGAUUAUACGGUGCUCACACAACGGGGAUACUAUCCGGAUAUGUUGAAUAAGGAGAAUCAAGAUACUUUUUGUGUUAGGACUUGUAUGCAAGGGGAUCCUAAUGUGCAUUUCUUUGGAGUGUUUGAUGGGCAUGGUCAAACUGGAGGGCAAUGUGCGGAUUUUGUGAAGAGGAGGUUGGUUGAAAACUUGUUAAAGGAGUCUACUUUGGUGGAUGAUCCUGUUAAAGCCUAUAAUGCGGCGUUUUUGGCAACGAAUGAUGAACUACAUGAUAGUGAAAUAGAUGAUUCAAUGAGUGGUACAACAGCUAUUACUGUUCUUGUUGUUGGUGAUAUGCUUUAUGUGGCCAAUGUUGGUGAUUCAAGAGCUGUGAUUGCUGUAAAGAAAGGUAAUCAACUUGUUGCUGAAGAUUUAUCUUGUGAUCAGACACCCUUUCGGAAAGAUGAAUGUGAAAGAGUUAAGCUUGAGGGGGCCAGGGUUUUGAGUGUUGACCAAGUGGAAGGACUUAAGGAUCCAACUGUUCAAACGUGGGGUGAUGAGGAGACCGAGGGCAGUGACCCGCCAAGGUUGUGGGUUCAGAAUGCAAUGUAUCCUGGAACUGCCUUUACACGGAGUGUAGGGGAUAGUUUGGCUGAAAAGAUUGGCGUGUUUGCUGUCCCAGAGAUAAAGACUGUUAAGCUGACACCUGAUCAUCCAUUCUUUGUCGUGGCAAGUGAUGGUGUUUUUGAGUUUCUCUCUAGCCAAACUGUGGUCGAUAUGGUUGACAGAAAUCGUCAAGAUGCGUGUUAUACAAUAGCAAGAGAAUCAUACAAACUGUGGUUACAGCAUGAGAAUCGAACAGACGAUGUAACACUUAUCAUUGUACAUGUUGAAGGGUUAUCGAAUGUAUGAUACCUUGACUAUAUCUCCUGCUAAUCACUGGCUCCUUGCAUUCCAAGCCGAUAUACUGUAUUGGUGUCUUUUGAAUGAUGAAUGUAUGUCAAUUUUUUGGCAAUUACAGGAGGCUAACACUAAACACUUGGUUUCUAACUUUCAUGCUUAUCAGUAACUUUUAUGAAGGGUAAAUGUUCAAAAGUGAGCUGUUUGUUGUUC